Talaromyces proteolyticus is the source of this 813-nucleotide messenger RNA. RefSeq names its product putative MIPC synthase subunit. The record is from RefSeq and is a predicted model, not a curated record. The coding region runs from base 1 to 813 and encodes 270 amino acids. Lineage: Eukaryota; Fungi; Ascomycota; Eurotiomycetes; Eurotiales; Trichocomaceae. Gene Ontology annotation, molecular function: mannosyltransferase activity. The transcript has 3 exons. Gene Ontology annotation, biological process: mannosyl-inositol phosphorylceramide biosynthetic process.
AUGCGGCGCGGCGUGCUUAUCUUCAUUAUCGUCAAUCUCCUCAUCAUCACCUUUCUCGUUCGCAAUGUCUUCACCUUGUUGUCACUACUCGUCGAGGAUGCGUCCGCCGACGCCAUACACCGAGCCGACAUCCCCUCGCCCGUCUCCAGCCUGCUCGAAACUCGCCCGCAGAUUAUUCCCAAGAUUAUUCACCAGACGUAUAUAAACGAGUCCAUCCCAGCGCAUUGGGUGGAACCCCAACAGUCCUGCAUAAACCUUCAUCCAGAUUAUGAGUAUAUGCUCUGGACGAAUGAGAAAUCGAGGGAAUUCAUUGCAACUGAAUACCCCUGGUUUUUGGAGACCUACGAUGGCUACAAAUAUCCAAUUCAGCGGGCGGAUUCCAUUCGCUACUUCGUCCUGGCUUAUUACGGUGGCACAUACAUUGAUCUAGAUGACGGCUGCCAACGACGCCUUGACCCUCUUCUUUCGUAUCCAGCGUGGGUUCGCAGAACGAAACCUACCGGAAUAUCGAACGACGCCAUGGGUGCAAUCCCGCAGCAUCCGUUUUUCCUGCGAGUAGUCGAGUCUCUCCAGUCAUACGAUAAGCAUUGGUUCUUGCCGUACAUUACGGUUAUGUACUCCACCGGCCCGUUGUUUUUGUCUGUCGUUUGGAAAGAGUACAUGAGGGAGGGCAAUUUCGACCGCGUUCGAAUAUUGAUGCCUGAUGAAUAUAACCGGUUCUCCUGGAGUUUCUUCACACACCAUACGGGCAACAGUUGGCACGGCGCUGAUGCCCAGCUGAUUUUCUGGGUAUGUUACACCACUAUUCACUAA